Messenger RNA from Penicillium verhagenii, 246 nucleotides. RefSeq lists its product as uncharacterized. NCBI's taxonomy places the organism in Eukaryota, Fungi, Ascomycota, Eurotiomycetes, Eurotiales, Aspergillaceae. The record is from RefSeq and is a predicted model, not a curated record. The transcript has a single exon. Bases 1 to 246 code for a protein of 81 amino acids.
AUGACGUCCGUCGCUACUUCCCAGUCGAUUCCUCUCUCCUUCGCUCCCCCCACCGCCGGGGAUGCCCUUCUAUCCUUCUCCCAGGAUAUCAGCAAGUCCAUCAUGGCCGGCCAAAAGCCAUCCAAGAAGCUGGAGGACGGCAUGCCUCCCGCGCCUCCCCCCUCCCCCGUCUUCUUCGCCGUCAACAGCAACGGCAAGGCAUCCAGCAGCAAGCAUGAGAAAAUCCCAAGUCUCAGCCUCGAGUAA